AUGGGCAACCAGCCCACGCUAGGAACACAAAGGAUAAAGAUGUUGCCUCAGCAGGGGCAAGUGCUUCUCUGGCACCAACUCCUAGCACUACUGUACACGGAUAUGAAUGCUGAAUUUGUUCUCAACGCCAUAGAACUUCUGCAGGCCAUAUCCCUGGGCGUUAUCCUGGCAGAUCCUGCUUCGAACAAGAAAGACCCCCUCCCUACUCUGCUGCAAAUUGCAGUAGAAGAGACCGUAAACGUGGAUAUUAGUGCAGUCUCUCGCGCUAUCCCAGCAACAACGGCCGUGAUCCCCGUCCAUGACCUUACCGUGACCAAAGAGGAGCUUGAGACCCUGGCUCAGGCGAUGGUCAUUCCUGGGCCACCACAGCGCUUUGCCGUGCGUGGUGUGGACAGGCGUAAAAAUACGGAAGCUGCUCCUCGUUUCAAGUGCUUGUGGGAGCGCUCCCAGUGUUCAGCUUCGCCAUUCGAGGCCCCCGGAGAGUUGUACGACCACCUCCUUCAACAUUUGAAAUCGUCCGAGAACCCCGAGCCACCAUGUCUCUGGGCCACAUGUCCAUUGCCAUCGACAUCAAAACAACGACUACGACCUCAUCUCCUCACCCAUCUCUCAAGCUCCCAACCACCCGCAAAACAUCCUUCUCAAGAUGAUACAAUUACUAUUACCGCCAAUGGAGAAUCGUACCCCUUCACAGACCCCACAAAGCGACAGCCCCCUCCUCUAAGGCAAACGAACAUAUCCUACACCCGGCCUGUCGCUGAUCCUCCUUCGGCUGCACUUACCGCGUUGGUCAUCAUCCGCGAACACUUUGAGUUCCCUGGUGCUGUAGAAGACGACGAGGGCGACGAUGUGGUGGAAGACAUUGGGGGCGAGCUGGAGGGCGAACGGAGGGGUCGACGGGCGUUUGUGGGCGUUAAGAUGAUGGAGGACGUGAGGAUGAAAGACGAGGCGUUGAUGAGGUGGAUGGUUGAAAUGGUUUAUGCGGCGUGUGAUGGCCCGGGGCUGUUUAGGUCGUAG
Suillus fuscotomentosus is the source of this 1017-nucleotide messenger RNA. RefSeq lists its product as uncharacterized. The coding region runs from base 1 to 1017 and encodes 338 amino acids. The transcript has 6 exons. NCBI's taxonomy places the organism in Eukaryota, Fungi, Basidiomycota, Agaricomycetes, Boletales, Suillaceae. The record is from RefSeq and is a predicted model, not a curated record.